Zychaea mexicana is the source of this 2097-nucleotide messenger RNA. RefSeq lists its product as uncharacterized. The transcript is spliced from 13 exons. NCBI's taxonomy places the organism in Eukaryota, Fungi, Mucoromycota, Mucoromycetes, Mucorales, Lichtheimiaceae. The record is from RefSeq and is a predicted model, not a curated record. Bases 402 to 2018 code for a protein of 538 amino acids. Gene Ontology annotation, cellular component: Golgi apparatus.
UUUACAUUUGUCUCAUACCUCAUACCUUCACAUUUGUCUCAUACUUUAUCCUGUAAUAAUCGCACCAACAACCAUACAUGCGUCUUAUAACUUUUUAUACAUUGGAUGCUCUUAGUAGUAUAUUUUAAAGAUAAGAAAGUGAGGGAUGCGGAACUAUUUUGAUCUUUUUUUAUUCGUUUCUAUAUAGCUCCAUAUAUUGGGCGACCGUCAACAAGCCAUUAGGAUUCCCUGUAUGGAGGAAGGUUGUUGCCUGACAAAUGAUUUUAAGUGAGGCGGGGGAAUCUAUGUCCCAGCAGCUCUGAUUUCUUUUCUUCACAAAAGGAGAUAAGUCAGGCUAUUUCAGCAACACUUUUCUGUUAGAAGCAGCUCGAAUUUCAGAAUAAUAAGAACAAACACCAGCCAUGCCAGGCAGCCCAGCUAGUACGCAAUCACCUACACAAGGUAGGGCACAAGUUGUGAGCAAAGAUGAUCCACUUGAUGCCACUGCAAUGGAAUCGCCAAAAUUACGAAGCAAGCAAGCACCUCUAGGAAGAUCAGGCUCUCAGCGUCGUAGUGGUACACCAGACUCUUCUCGACACGAGUUGGAAAGGACAAAUUUUCAUCUAUCCGAACAGGUCAAGGAUUUGAAAUAUCAGCUAUCCAGCAAGAGUAAUGAGAUCACCAAACUACAGGACAAUUUGGCAGCACGGACAUCAGAACAUGAUGAUAAGAUGAAGAAGAUGAGAGAGAUCUUCGCGCAGGCCACCAAGAACCUCGACGGAUACCGAGCAUCGAUUGCAGCCAAAGAUUUGGAGUUGCAGCGCUUACGGGACGAUUUGGAUCAAUGCCAGGCUCGUGAACAGGAACUGCGUUCUAAUGCCGAAACACAGACACGCGACACGGAAAAGCUCAACUCGGAAGUCAAUAGUCAAAAGGCCUUGUAUAUCUCUCAAAUCAAGCAGUUGGAAGGCAAAGUCCGGCAGUUAUCGACGCAGCUACAACAAACACGUACCGAUUAUGACCAAUACAAGAAACGAGCGAGCCAGCUAUUGCAGAAAAGCAACAAUGCUCAGACAGAAUCGGCGCGUUUGUCCGAGCUAGAGGAUACCAUACGACAGCUUCGAGUUGAAAAAACCGAGUUGGAAACCGAAAAGGCGGAUGAUGCACGAAAAACCGAGUUAGUAGAACACGAUAUCCGACAAGCAUUGGAGCGUGUACAACAUCUCGAAGCGGAUAAUGAGGCUUUGGUGAAAGUCAAGGAAGACAUUGGUGCCAAGCAGGCCCAGAUCCAUCGAUUGCAAGAACGUAUGUCAGCAGACAGAGUGGCGCAUGAACAGGCCAUGAAGACAGCAGAAGAAGCACACGAAGCCGCACUACGUCGAUUAAAAGAGUCGCUCGAACGUGCAAAAGAAAGCAAAGACAGCGACGGAAGCAAAUUGGCAGAGGAAGACAAGAGCAACGAGGAAAGAGAAGCAAUGGAUCGGAUCAUGGAGCUGCUGCAUGAUGAAAACUCGCAAUUGCGGCAGCAGCUUGCAGCAAAAGAACAAGAGCUUGCAGAACUAACGCAGUCUUCGUCACCAUCACAAACAAAAGAUGAAUCACCUUCAACGUCAUCCCCUCGUCCUAUCCCACAAGAAAAGACACGACCAGCAAGGGCGUCGGAAGAUGCAUCUGUGGCGAUUGACGUUUAUGCAUCCAUGAGUCAUUUGCUUUCUCCGUUUGUUGGCGGUGGCGGCAAUACUGGAUCGUCGGAUAAUAGGGUCGAUUUAGAAAGACAGGUGCAGCAGCUCAGAGAGAUGUUGGAUGAAAGUGAGGACCGGGUUACGGCAUUACGGACCCAAGAACAGGUGCUCAAGGAAGAAAUUAGGAAACUCGAUUCAUUCGAUCGCCGGCAAAACCUGAGCAUCGAAUACUUGAAGAACGUGCUCUUGAAGUUCCUUCAAUCUGAAAACAAAGAGUUUAUGGUACCAGUACUAGCAAAGCUCUUGUCUCUUUCUGCUGAUGAAACGGAUGAGCUUCGAAAGUCGCUGACGACAUGAUAAGCUGACGUUGUGUAACACUAGCUAAUGACAUAAAUAAUAAAUGCAUGUCCCCCCCCCUCUUCUUCCGCUUUUCCGA